Lingula anatina is the source of this 1658-nucleotide messenger RNA. Its product is annotated as ventricular zone-expressed PH domain-containing protein homolog 1-like. The record is from RefSeq and is a predicted model, not a curated record. NCBI's taxonomy places the organism in Eukaryota, Metazoa, Brachiopoda, Lingulata, Lingulida, Lingulidae. Gene Ontology annotation, biological process: regulation of signal transduction. Gene Ontology annotation, molecular function: phosphatidylinositol-5-phosphate binding. Gene Ontology annotation, cellular component: plasma membrane.
CUAUCGACGAAGAGGGAAACAAAAUGUAAAGACCAACAUCAACACCUGAGCCGACGUUAAAGGGAAUAUAAAUACAUCGUUCUAGUAAUAACCGAGAGACGUUUUGAUUACAUACGUUAUAAACUCACUUAGAAUAUAGGAUGCUGCUAAGAUGAGAUAACGAGAAAAACAAAAUGCAUGAACUUUUCGAAAAAGUUCUCACCAAUAGGGACCUCUCCAAGGCAGGAGACCUGUUCUCCGUGGACAGCAAGUCCAUAGUUCAUGACCUGUCCAUCAUCCUGCAGAAACUACGGGAGAUUUCGGACACCAGCGGGUACUUGGAGAAUUUGAACGACCAGAGCGUGGUGGAGAUCUGCAUUACCAGGGUGACUUCAGCUGUCAGGGAGACCAGCACAGUAGAGGAACACUCACCAUCUUUAAUAGCCCUGUUGGAGUCCUGUUUGAAGCACGAUCUGAAGCCAACCAAUAAAGAUGAGGAUACGCCACAUGCCAAGAUUGCAUCUGACGUGCUCAGCUGCAUGUUUCUUCACUACUCCAAGCGUCCAGUCAUGCAGCUGGCUAUCCCUGUAGCGGUGCAGUUUCUUCAGGCGGGAAAUAAAGAACUUGGUCGUAAUGUAUCCAGUUAUUUAACACUGGCAGCCAUAGACAGCCCUGACUUGCUGGCAAAACACAUGAAACCAAUUCUGGAGAGUGUGCUGAUAGGUAACCAUGGCCUUAUCCGCAUCCUUCCACAGAUUUAUAAACAAAACAAAGACCCAGUCCAUGACAUGCUGAGUGAUUUGGUUGAUCUUCUUCCUGACUGUGAUACCCCUGCUGCUACUGAUGUGACCCCCGCACCAACAAAUGGAAGUGAGGCUACUUCCACUCCUGAGAACUCUGAGUUGCUAGAGAAAAAUAGUCUGCUUCAUCUCUUUGGAUUGGUUGCCAAACAUAAACCAUCUCUACUAGAACCUCAUCUCUCUAAACUUGUGCCGCACUUGUCGUCAACAGCAACAGUUGCCAUGGUGAUACAGUUACUGUUAGAUGUGGCACUGAACAACGCAGAACCUUUCAUUCCUCACAUGGCUAAAGUGAAGGUCACGGCACAGCAACAUCCCACAUUUAUAUGUCAAGUUAUUCAAAUAACAGGAGCAGUGGGGAGACUUUCAGAGAUCCAGGCCAUAGCUUGUAUGGAGUACCUGAUGUCUCUAACUCCUGAUGCUGAGCGACAGACCCUGCUGGUAAUACUGCGUGCAAUCAAAAAUAUCACUGAGAAAUACAGGAACGUUGUGGGCAAACAUAUCAAAACGCUGCACCAAUACUCGGAGCAUGCAUCAAACGGAGUACGGGCGCUUGUGCAACAGAUUAAGGAUAUUCAUACAAAAGGAGUUCACACUGAAAAAGAGUUCAAGUCCUCAUACAGUCAGACAGAGGGGGGCGUGACAGUUAUUACUGUGGGGAACCCUCCACCCCUGACCUCCUCUGCCACAGCACAAGUUACCAAUGGAAGACCAGGAAAUGCUCACUCUUUCUCAAAAUAUCAAGAUGCUCGUCCCAAACACGACCGCCCUCACAGCGCGGCCACAGUCAGUAGCACUUACUCUGAGAGAACAGUGUCUGGUAUCAGUGGUAUCACUGCUAUGAGCAACAANUCUACCUCUAUACAAGUAUUAUAUUAA